Molecule: messenger RNA, 3357 nt
Organism: Mobula hypostoma (lesser devil ray)
Lineage: Eukaryota; Metazoa; Chordata; Chondrichthyes; Myliobatiformes; Myliobatidae
Gene: spry2
Product: sprouty RTK signaling antagonist 2
Exons: 2
Coding region: 696-1664 (322 amino acids)
Biological process (GO): negative regulation of MAP kinase activity; negative regulation of fibroblast growth factor receptor signaling pathway; multicellular organism development
Cellular component (GO): cytosol; membrane
Source: RefSeq, a predicted model, not a curated record
GAUCCCAUGCAGAUGACGCCAUUUACCCAUCAGCUACCACUGGAAAACUUAAUAGCAACUCGAGCAGAUCUGCUUCUUUAAAGCACUUUGCAAACUUCACAUCUGUCGGAAGGUCUGUGGAGGCGGAGGGGCAGCGGCACUGCAAGCGUUUGUAAGGGAAGGUCCACUUGUGAAUGAGACCAAGCGCCUGAUUUCCUUCUGCAAAGUUCCUACAUUGACAAUUUUUUUCCAUAGCUGCGUAUGUGCGCGCGCCCGCCCUCGUGUCUGCUUCUUGCUGGCUUCAUUCAGAAAAAAAAGAGGAAGGAUUUUUCGAACUUCACUUCUACCUGUCUCUCCCCCCCGAGAAAAAGAAAUUUAACCCCCGGACUACUGUCUAUCGAUCGGCUGCUGUAAUCGUCGAUCGCACAAGGUCCCAUACCUUGCAUUCUCUACCCCUCCCUCCCCAACUACCAACCUCCCCCCCCCCAACUCGUCCAUACAUACGACCCUCAACAACCCCCUCCUCUCCACUGGAUGCUUUAUCAGAUAGCCCCGGCUGAUCUCCGCCAGAAUUUGGAUGCGCAACUUUUUUUUUGGUGGAGCUAUCGGCUCUGAACUGCACACAUCAAUCGAGUGAGGGGAGGGAGAGCUACGCUGCGGCCACGGACUUCAGAUGUGUUCUAAGCCUGCUGAAGUGAUCACUCUUCAUUGUACAGAUGGAUACGCGAACUCAAAAUGGCAGUGGUUCCCCAGCCCUGCUACAGUUGCUGCGUGACAGUGGAAGGCAACACAUGGAACCUGAUCCCAGGGGUGUACAGCCGCAGCAGGUUCAGGUGUUGUCGCUUGAUCAGAUCCGAAUCAUAAGAGCCACUAAUGAGUAUACAGAGGGACCAACUGUUGCCCCAAGGCCUGGGAGCAAGUCUGUAUACCGACCAUCUUCACAACAUAAAAAUGAUAGGAUGUCUGGAUUAACAAGCGACCAAGACCGUCAGCGACUUAACACCCGCAGUCAACACCAUCAUGCGCAUUCUUCGUUAAGGGCGCCUUUAAUUCGUUCAACUAGCACUGUGAGUACAGGUUCCCGGAGUAGCACAAGGACAAGUACAAGUAGUACAUCUUCUGACCAGAGGCUUCUGGGACCUGCUUCCUCGUUGCCACCUGGCCACGUCUCUGAUCGGAUAAUCAGGGUGCAACCCAAACCGGAAUUUAAAUCUGAUGAACUGAAACCCCUGGGGAGAGAAGAAUUUGGCAAGCACAUCUAUCGGUGUGAAGAUUGUGGGAAAUGUAAGUGUGAGGAGUGCACUUGUCCACGGACUCUGCCUUCCUGUUGGUUCUGCGACAAGCGGUGCCUCUGCUCGGCACAGAACACCGUGGAGUAUGGGACCUGCGUCUGCUUUGUGAAGUGUGUCUUUUACCACUGCUCAAACUAUGACGAAGAGGACAACUGUGCAGAUAAUCCGUGCUCCUGCAGUCAGUCGCACUGCUGCGUCCGGUGGUCAGCCAUGGGCCUUAUGUCCCUCCUUAUGCCCUGCCUGUGGUGUUACCUGCCUGCCAAGGGCUUCCUUAAGCUGUGCCAGGGGUGCUACGAUAGGGUUAACCGCCCUGGGUGCCGUUGCAGAAAUUCAAACACUGUUUGUUGCAAGGUUCCCAGCUUACCUCCUCGGAACCUUGAGAAGCCCUCCUAGCUGCAAGGGAGAGGGGUACUGUUUCAGAGCUAGCCCUCCACACUUCUGUACCUUUGGUAGUUUGAGUGGAAGAGAUGUAUUUAUAGCGCCAGCAUUGAGCACAAUGUUGGGUCGUUUAUCUGUAUGCCUUAAAAGGAGUAAGCCACACAAUCUGCAGCCAUUAAAGAUGAUCCUUCUUUGUUAAAAGAGAAAAAAGGGUAUCUCCCAUUGUUCUGGGGCUCACCUUCUAGUUGACCACUCAGCAUGCCUUAUUUUUUUUUGUGUGUAGUAACUCUGGAAUUUAGGGGGACUCUUAUGGUUUGCAGUGACAACAUUGUUGACCCCAUUUACUCCAUCUCGCUUAACCAGUACAGACGAGGAUUAAAAAAAAAUCCAAUCAGUUAGAUCAAACAGGAUGAUACACAGUAUCCGUUGUAUUUGAGGUGACAUAAGCUAAGGGUAAUGCAAUGAGACUCCCUGGUCUUUUCUGUAUUGUAUGUGAAUACUUCUUGCAGAAUUUGUAAAUUGGCAAAUUGCUCUUUUUUUUUGCUGCCAGAGUUAAUUUGUUAUAUUUUUGUAUAUACAAUAAUAUUAAGACUGUGAAAAUUGUGCCAUAUAAAUGGCAGAUUUACAGAAUAUUAUACUAAUAUGUUGUACAUUCAGCCAAAUGUGAAUCAGUCGAUCAUUAUGUUUAGGCUAUAUUUUACCUUACAAAAUUCACCAUUAUGUCACUCUUGAUAUCAUUGACAUCAUGUAUAUUGUACAGUUACCAUAAAUUUGGUCUUUAUUUUCUAAUUUUUCAACAUAUUGUUUAGUGUAAAGAAUAUUUAUUUGAAGUUUUAUUAUUUUAUAAAAUAUUUAUUUUAAAAGGCAUCUUACAAAUUCACCCUUUAAAAAAACAAUGGGAGCAUCAUGGUUACUCAGAAUGAGGGUGAUGCAAAUCAGAUGCAUAUGUUCACUAUAAAAUAGAAAAUAUAUUAACGUUUUGAAAUCAAACUGUGUACAACUUUGUGUUUUCUGCUCUUUUUAAUCCUGUGGUAGAAGACAAAACUUUUGCGAAACACAUUGAAUACACCUGGCAAUUAUUGGUCAGAUAAGUGGUAUAACCUUUUGCUUUGCAAAUAUACUUUGACAUUACACAAAUACUGGGGGAGCUUCUUGAGUGUUUCCUUGUAUGUUACCAUAUUAAGUAUGAGACUCCCUUGUGAUAGAGCUCUUUAAAAUCAUAAGGACAACCUAGGAUAUUAUAAAACACUUUCUCCUUGAUUCUCUACUGCAGUAUGCUUGGAGAAUGCUGCAGGCAAUACUGGCAACUAGGCAAACUUGUAUAAUACACAAUAACAGUAUUAAGUAGGAAACUUGCACUGGCAUUGCAAACUCCCAAUAAGAUGAAUUUUGUCUUUGCUUUGCCAUGUCCCACCAACCCCCCCUACCCCACUUCCCCCAGACGGCUCCUUUUAAUAUAUGCAUCUUUUUACCUAAUUCAUAAAUGCACAUAGUUCCAAAGACGCCAGUAGCCCUUAUAACUCGUAGUGAACUAGGGACCAGUGGAUGCCAAUGACCUCUCCUGAAUAUGCUGCUUUAAUAGAAUAAGGCUUUGGUCUGUUUAACUUGGCAAUACAGUGAGGGAAUGGAUGCUACAAUAAAGAGAGAAAUUUAUUAUGCAAUUACAUAUACUUUGACUUAAUAGUAGUUUAGUUAAUGGUUGGUAAAU